AUGCAGUAGAAUAAAAUCAUCUUGGCUUUCCCUUUUUUUAAAAAAAAAUUCAUCUCAGCCUUUCUGCACUUCUGCAUUUAAUGUGUUUGCUUUACACCUUAGAACAGCUCAUAUCUACCUUCAGCACGAAAAUUGCUGAAAGAUGAGGGAAGGUGUUGUGACCGUGUGGAUUCUCGCUGCUCUUGUUCUGCAUCUUGCCAGUCUCUUAGUCUCCGCUGGAAGACCUGUCCUCACCCAUCAUUUCUUGGUUGACUUACGUGAAGGAGGAGAAGCUGAAGCCAAGCAACUUGCAGCCGAAUAUGGCUUCAGUGGGACACGAAAGCUACCUUUUACCCAAAGUUCAUACCAUUUUUAUGGAAAUGGAAUCACCAAGUCCCGUCAUCGGCGCAGUGUCAAUAAAAAGAAACAUCUAGCCGUGGAUCCCAAGGUAAAUAAAGUGGUGCAACAAGAAGGUUUCCACAGGAAAAAACGAGGAUACAGAGACAUCAAUGAUAUUGACAUCAACGUGAAUGAUCCAUUAUUCACAAAACAGUGGUACUUGGUCAAUACAGGCCAAGCUGAUGGGACACCUGGACUCGAUCUAAAUGUUGCUGAAGCCUGGGAGCUGGGAUACACAGGAAGAGGAGUUACCAUAGCAAUUAUGGAUGAUGGAAUUGAUUAUCUGCAUCCAGAUCUUGCCUCAAACUACAAUGCAGAAGCAAGCUAUGACUUCAGCAGCAAUGAUCCCUACCCAUACCCUCGUUAUACAGAUGACUGGUUCAACAGCCACGGGACCCGAUGUGCAGGAGAAGUAUCAGCUGCUGCCAAUAAUAAUAUAUGUGGUGUUGGAGUGGCUUAUAAUUCCAAAGUGGCAGGCAUUCGAAUGCUGGACCAGCCCUUCAUGACUGAUAUAAUAGAAGCUUCAUCCAUCAGCCACAUGCCCCAGGUUAUAGACAUAUACAGUGCAAGCUGGGGUCCAACUGAUGAUGGCAAGACGGUUGAUGGACCAAGAGAACUAACAUUACAGGCAAUGGCAGAUGGAGUGAAUAAGGGUCGUGGUGGGAAGGGAAGCAUCUACGUCUGGGCUUCUGGAGAUGGGGGGAGUUAUGAUGACUGCAACUGUGAUGGUUAUGCAUCAAGCAUGUGGACUAUUUCCAUAAACUCCGCCAUUAAUGAUGGACGCACUGCCCUGUAUGAUGAAAGCUGCUCCUCAACUCUGGCCUCCACUUUCAGCAAUGGUAGAAAAAGAAAUCCAGAGGCUGGCGUGGCUACAACAGACUUGUAUGGAAACUGCACUUUGCGUCAUUCGGGAACAUCUGCAGCCGCACCAGAAGCAGCUGGAGUAUUUGCAUUGACCCUGGAGGCUAACCCAGGUCUGACAUGGAGGGACUUGCAGCAUCUGACAGUGUUAACAUCGAAAAGGAAUAAGCUUCAUGAUGAAGUGCACAAAUGGCGUAGAAACGGAGUCGGCUUGGAGUUCAAUCAUUUGUUCGGCUAUGGCGUUCUUGAUGCUGGAGCCAUGGUGAAAAUGGCCAAGGAAUGGAAAACGGUUCCAGAGAGGUUUCAUUGCAUUGGGGGAGCCAUACAAGAGCCAAGAAAAAUACCUUCUGAUGGGAAGCUGAUCCUUACUCUUUCAACUGAUGCCUGUGAAGGAAAGGAAAACUUUGUUCGCUACUUGGAGCAUGUUCAAGCAGUUAUAACUGUCAAUUCCACACGGCGAGGCGACUUGAACAUCAACAUGACAUCACCGAUGGGAACUAAGUCCAUUUUAUUAAGUCGUCGUCCUAGGGAUGACGACUCAAAGGUUGGUUUUGAUAAAUGGCCGUUCAUGACAACACACACGUGGGGGGAAGAUCCAAGAGGGACUUGGGUUCUAGAAGUUGGGUUUGUUGGGAGCAUGCCAGAGAAAGGUGUUUUGAAAGAAUGGACACUGAUGUUACAUGGCACGCAAAGUGCUCCCUAUAUAGACCAAAUAGUUAGAGAUUAUCAGUCUAAAUUAGCAAUGUCCAAGAAAGAAGAGCUGGAGGAGGAACUAGAUGAAGCAGUACAAAGAAGUCUCAAGAGCCUGUUAAGCAAGAACUAGCACUAUUCUGCAUGUCUGUAUUAUGUUUCUAUUCUCCAUUGCUUUCUGUUAAUCUUUUCAACACCUACAUUUCUUUACUAAGUAUAAUUUCCUCACUGUGUUACAGUAAUGGAAUCUUCUAGGUGUUUGCUUUUGUGAUGAAUAAAAUUAAUACAUAGAUAUUUUUACAAUUUGACCCCUAAUAACAAUUUCAAAUUAUAAUAUGCAAUCUGUGCCAGUGUAUUAAUUUUUUGAUUGUUUCAUUAUACUUUUGAUCGUUGCUGAGCCACAGAAACCAAGACAACAUUUAUCAUAGGCUUUUUCGAAAAAUGCUCUACACAAUUUUGAAGUUAUACCGGAUACUACUUUGAAAUUGUGCAUACAAAUGUAUUUUGAUACUAAAAAGAAGAAUACGAUUAGAAAUUAAAAUAUAUUGGAACAUUCAGUUUGAAUGUAAUUCUUAAAAACUACCAGUUACCAUUUAUUUUCAUCCUAGCACAAUAAUUGCUAACAGGGUUGGAUCUAUUGUUUAGGGGAUCCCAUCCAUUACAGUAGAUGUUACGGCCCAAACCUGAGAAAACAUACUGUAAAUCAUGUAGCUUAGUGAUGGCCCAACCUACAACCCUCCAGCUAUUCAACUAGAGCCACUUUAGCUGUCGGGGGGAUGCUGGGUAUUGUAAUCAGCUAAAUAGAAACCAGUAGGUUGAUUCUCCCUGGAACUCAGCUGUGUUUUUUCGUAAUAUAAAAAUUUGAACUAGUGACAUCACAAGUGACAUCACUAAGCACUGAUUAUAAAUGAUAACAUCACUAAGCACUGUUCGCAAAAAUAUAUUUUACAGGUUUACUUUUUUUUGUAUUAUACAAAAAUAGCUAAAAUUUUUUAUAAAUUUGCUCACUACUUUGUGCUUAUAUCAACAUUUUUUACCCAACAAAAAAAUGCCGCCCCCUCUACCGUACCCUAAUUCAGUUUUGCUUAUAUCUUGGUUAUGAUACAAGGAAUAUUCUCCACCGUGUACUGUAAGGAUUCCCUUCAUGUCUACUGUAAUAACGUAUAUUUAUAAAGGUGUGUUGAAUUCAAAAUUUUAUAUGUGGACAUGUGGAUAUGUGGUUUUAUUUGUUGAUAUAAUAAUAACCAAAGUAAUAUUAUUAUGUUGUGUCUAAAAACAAAAACAAUGGCCACAUGCAUGUGUACUUGCAAAAUAACAGAAUAUUUGUUUUCGGUUUUAAAAAGAAAAUUCUGUGAAAAUAUGAGAUGAUCCUGUAGAGCUGAUUUGCAUUCUUGUUUUGUCAGAAUAUUAAAUGUCUUAUGUAGCAAGAA
This is a messenger RNA of Xenopus laevis (African clawed frog), 3359 nucleotides long. RefSeq names its product proprotein convertase subtilisin/kexin type 2 S homeolog (gene pcsk2.S). Gene Ontology annotation, biological process: protein processing; proteolysis; peptide hormone processing. The record is from RefSeq and is marked provisional. Gene Ontology annotation, molecular function: serine-type peptidase activity; serine-type endopeptidase activity. Lineage: Eukaryota; Metazoa; Chordata; Amphibia; Anura; Pipidae. Gene Ontology annotation, cellular component: membrane; extracellular region; neuron projection.